AUGGCUCACCCUAUGGAAGCAUCCCCGAAGUGGAAGACAUUUCUAUGGAGAGCUAUAAGUGAUAUCCUUCCCAUUAUCAACAAUUUGCUUAUAAAGAGGGUGGAUGUGUUUCCGAUGUGUGCCAUGUGUGGAAUCAGGCAAGAGGACACUAUGCACUCAUUAGUAUCGUGUGGUUAUGCAAGUUCCAUAUGGGCUCAAUCUAACCUUCUACUCCCCAAUAUUGUGACAAAUAUUUUCCAUGAGUGGUUUAGUGCAAUCUUGAAUGUUCUAGACACUGAUGGAAUUAUAUAUGGAGCUGCAAUUCUAUAUCAUAUUUGGAGAGCACGGAAUAGAAGGAAUAGAAUGGUUUGGGAUGCCUGUCUACCACUACCCAUGAAGCUGGUUGCCGUGGCGGCCACCACCAUGCAUGCGUGGCGACGUGUACACUGCACGUUUGCCGAUCGGAAUGCUGCUGACAACACUGCUGCUACCGCCACUGCCGGACCGUCACUGUCUCCACUGCCGGAGCAUGCUGCUACGAUGGACACUGCCGGCAUACGGCCAAGGAAGUGUUACGUAGAUGUCGGGUAUUAUCACGCCAUGAACUCAGCCACGGUAGGUGCAGUAUUACUCGACGCCGACAGAGGAUAUAUCGCGGCGUACAGUGUCCCUUUACAGAGUUGUUUCUCCCAACUCAUGGCCGAUGCGUUCGCGUGCAAAGAAGCUUUAUCAUGGCUACGAGCACGUGGUGAACAUGCUAUCCAGCUUUAUACGGAUUGUCAUACAUUGCAGUGCUAUCUAUCCUCACCAGGGGCUCCACCCAGAUCGUAUAUUGGUUAUGCUAUUUAUGGCUGCAAAGCUUGCAUGUCUACAUUUAAUUUUUCCUAG
Messenger RNA from Ipomoea nil (Japanese morning glory), 867 nucleotides. RefSeq lists its product as uncharacterized. NCBI's taxonomy places the organism in Eukaryota, Viridiplantae, Streptophyta, Magnoliopsida, Solanales, Convolvulaceae. Gene Ontology annotation, molecular function: RNA-DNA hybrid ribonuclease activity; nucleic acid binding. The transcript has a single exon. The coding region runs from base 1 to 867 and encodes 288 amino acids. The record is from RefSeq and is a predicted model, not a curated record.